AUGACGACAGACGGCGGAAGGGUGCGAUUCAACCGAAAACUGUACAGCAGUGGGCUCGUCUCGCUCAGCAUUCCGGGCACGUUUCAUGGACCCUCGUGGAACCCGGAGAUGACCCUGAAGACGGUGGUGGUUUCCAUCCAGUCAUCACUCAUCGAGCAGCCGUUGGCCAACGAACCUGCACUGGGACGGGAGUUGGAAGCUUCGCUCGAAAAGACGAUCAGUUGCAACGCAAAACUGCGCUCCCAGACCCUCAGGGUUGCGAUUUGCGACGCACUCGAGGCUUGCCUCCUCGGCAACUCAUUGUACCCGCAGGACCUGCAGACGGCAGUGAUAAAGCACUUCGUACAAGAUAAUGACAAGUACGAAAGUGUAGCCUUCUUCCUACUUGGCGAAGACUCAAGCAAGGAGGAAUCUCAGCAGUACGCAGCGCUACUCGAGAGACUGCAGGACGUGUAUGAUCGAAACUGCAAAACAAGCCCAACGAUGAGAAAAAUCUGUCAAAGCGACUACAAGGGCAUCAUGAACUUUUAA
Molecule: messenger RNA, 531 nt
Organism: Rhipicephalus microplus (southern cattle tick)
Lineage: Eukaryota; Metazoa; Arthropoda; Arachnida; Ixodida; Ixodidae
Product: ubiquitin-conjugating enzyme E2 Z
Biological process (GO): negative regulation of apoptotic process
Cellular component (GO): nucleus
Molecular function (GO): cysteine-type endopeptidase inhibitor activity
Source: RefSeq, a predicted model, not a curated record